Messenger RNA from Contarinia nasturtii (swede midge), 986 nucleotides. RefSeq names its product BTB/POZ domain-containing protein 6-A-like. The transcript has 3 exons. Gene Ontology annotation, molecular function: protein binding. The record is from RefSeq and is a predicted model, not a curated record. NCBI's taxonomy places the organism in Eukaryota, Metazoa, Arthropoda, Insecta, Diptera, Cecidomyiidae. The annotation marks the transcript as partial.
CAUUAUUAAAGAGUUUUAUACAAUAAACAGCAAAAUCGAUUGAAUCUAUUUCAACGUUUGAAGACACUAUAUUCUCAAAUUAUUACAAACAUCCCAAGAGCCAAUUGACAAAAAGUUUGAACCGCAAAAUUCGACCAUCACAAUGAGUACAAAGGUGUUCAAAGGCAAUAACAAAUUGUUGAUGAGAAGUGGUGAGAGGCUGUACCUUCACUCGAAAACAGCCGACAUGAGUUUUGUCUUCGAAAUCGAUGGUGAUCUAACUGAACACGUGCCGGCCCACAAAAUUAUGCUCUCUGCUGGCAGUCCGGUCUUCGAAGCAAUGUUCUUUGGUUCAAUAAAAGAAACCGGCGAUGUUCAAAUCGUUGAUGCAUCUCCCGCUGCGUUCAGAGAGUUUCUACAAUUCUUUUACUUGGGCAGUGUACAAUUGACACCCGAAAACAUCUUCACCGUGACGAAUUUGUGCCAUAAAUACGAAGUCGCCGAUGGUUUGUUACUGUGCGAAACCGGUAUGCUGAAGACACUGUCAGUGACCGACAACAUGUGCUCCGGUUAUGAACUGGCGCUUCUUCUUGAAUUACAAAAAGUCAUCAAAUUCUGCGAGCAAAAGAUCACAGAAAGUCUAGAAGGUGUGCUGAAUUCGAUCGAUUUCUUGAACUGCAAUGAGGUGAUGCUGAAGAGAAUUGUGCAAUUGGUGCAGUUAUCAAAGGGCAGCGCAUCGCUUAUUGUCAAUGGAUGCAUGGCUUGGGCCAACAACAAAUGCCAGCAAAAGAACGUCGAGACGACGACAGAAAAUCUGAAGAAGGAAUUUGGUUCAUUGCUGGUUGAAAUUCCAUCGCUUGUUGCCGAACUGUCAAAGGAAGAAUUUGCACAAUUUGCAGUCUCCAACAAAGGUCUAUUGAGCGACAUCGAUUUGGAAAGGAUCAUUUUGAGUCUUAUGAUGCGAAAUGAAAAAAUCAUCAAAGAUUGUGAAGGCAAAAUGUUGAACG